Messenger RNA from Epinephelus moara (kelp grouper), 4343 nucleotides. Its product is annotated as trypsin-3. The record is from RefSeq and is a predicted model, not a curated record. Gene Ontology annotation, molecular function: serine-type endopeptidase activity. Lineage: Eukaryota; Metazoa; Chordata; Actinopteri; Perciformes; Serranidae. Gene Ontology annotation, biological process: proteolysis. The coding region runs from base 75 to 869 and encodes 264 amino acids. The transcript has 5 exons.
GCCUUCUCGUUAAGAUUAGACAAGGAGCACACAGGUGAGGCGUCAGUGCAGACUGCUCUUCUCAUUGUCUCACUAUGGACCUGCCAUUUUUAUUGCUCUGUACUCUGUUGGAAGUCCUGGCUGUAAAGUGUCAAGAGGAGCCACAGGAACGCAUAGUGGGAGGAUACGCUCCUGUUCCACAUUCAAUCAAGCACAUCGUGUCGAUACAGACAAGACAGCGUCAGCACUUAUGCGGGGGCUCCUUGAUAAACAAGUUCUGGGUAAUCACAGCAGCACACUGUAAUGUUGGGGUGGACAAAAUGAUGAUAGUAGCAGGAGACUACUCUCUGGCCAUCUAUGAGGGCACAGAGCAAGAAAUCCUGCCCCAACUUCUGGUUCCCCACCCUGACUACAACAGCACCACCACCAACAACGACAUUAUGCUUAUAAAGCUGAGGGCCCCAGUCUAUCUGAACAGCUACGUUUCCAUCGCUCUGCUGCCACGACACGACGCCUCCAUAGCGGAGGGCAGGCUGUGUCGAGUGUCAGGCUGGGGAUACACCAGCCCCACUGGAGGCCAGAUCCCCUCCACCCUCCGAACUGUCAAGCUCCCCAUCGUCUCCACAGAAAAAUGUAACAGCAGUGAUUCCUUCGACGGCACCAUCACAGCAAACAUGCUCUGUGCUGGCUUCAGCGCUGGAGGGAAGGACGCCUGUCAGGGGGACUCUGGGGGUCCACUUGUAUGUGAGGGCCGGGUCUAUGGUCUGGUGUCCUGGGGAAAAGGAUGUGCUGAACCCCAGUUUCCCGGAGUCUACACUGCUGUGUCCAAGUUCCGCAGGUGGAUAGACAACACAAUCUUUAGUUACUACAGCAGGUGCAACGAGGACUAAAACCCAGUGUUACUGACAUUAAAAACUCUCAGUGGAGACUCAAGGUUCUACAUUUCAAUUUCUUUGAUUUAAUAUUUGUUGUUUUUACCAUUUGUACACAUUUGAUUUAUGUUAAUGUGUUAAAGGAGUUGUUUGACAUUUUGGGAGAUACGCUUACUCGCUUUCUUGCGCGCUGUGUGCUCAGUAUGAACAGCUAGCAGCCUUUUAACUUAGCUUAGUGUAGAGACUGGAAACAGGAGGAACAGCCCUGCUAAAGCUCACUCAUUAACACAUGAUAUCUUGUUUGGUUAGGACUAUUUGUUGGUGCUAAGCUAAGCUAAACAUAUCCACUAAACAAGAGAGUGGUAUUGUGCAAAUUAAUCCAUUUUCCAAAAUGUCAAACUAUUCCUUUAAGUUUUCAAGCUUGAAUAUUUAUCAUGUCUGUUGUUGAUCUGUUUCACGCAUUUUAAAAAACAAACACCCCUCUGGUAAUAAAGAAAGGACAUACUAACCACAUUUCCACAACGUGAAGAAUGAGGUGCCAUAUCACAGCUUAAAUUGCACUAAAUCAGAGCUCAUGCUGAACUAUGUGAAAUGCUGUGAGCAAGUGCAUGCACUAUUUAACCGUCAGGUGUAACCGAUGCUACGACUGCAACAGCCAAGAUCACAGCGACUAACACUAUAACAGCAACAACUGUACAUUAUACUGCAAUCCGAUACAGGGGACCUGAAAAACACAUUUGUGAAGCUUGUUCAGUUUUAUUAAAGGGACAGUUCACCGCAAAAUCAAAAUACAUAUUUUGGUGUGAGUUUCCAACUGUUGGAGAUAUCAGCCGUAGAGAUGUCUGCCUUCUCUUGAAUAUAAUUAAAAUAGAUGUUACUCAGCUUGUGGUGCUCAAAGCGCCAAAAAAUAUGCUUGAAAAAUGUCUCUUUCCAGAAAAAAUGACCCGGUUACUCAAGAUAAUCUACACACCUUGUUGUAUUUUCCUUCUAACAAGUACACCCACCAAUCAUAUCACCGGGCAGAAGGAAGUGUGCAUCUACUCAUGGCUCUUGCUCACGACAGCGCGAGAUGUAAACAUUAAUGACGUCCUCCUCAGCUGACCUGUAACCUUAGCUAGCUCAGUGGUGCUAGAUGAGCUAGCAGUAGCUGCACGCUUCCUUCUGCCUGGUGAUAUAAUUUAGAAGAUAAUUUUGCGAGAGUCGAGAAAGUCGCAGUACCAUUUAGCUUUGUGUAGAAACCUCUCUGUUAACCACAUUUCUCAUCUUGCGCAAUAUCCAUCACCAAAACUGUAUUCCAAGCACAAAUGUAACAGUAGCCAUGUUUCCAUCAGCCUGUUUAGAUGCGCAUCUAGAAGUAUCGCAUCGGAAAAUUAUAAUGGAAACGCCAAAAUUUGAAUUAAAAUCCCCUGAUUCGCACAAACUAAAAUACGCUCGCUUUAGCCGGGUUUUGGUUGAUUCGAAAAAAUGCUGAUUCGCAAAAUGGGGGAUGGAAACAGUUAUGUUCAAAUUAAGUCUGACGUAGCGCACCUCUCUCCAUGGUGAUAUCCACACUCCGGGUCGGGAAGGCGGUAAUGCAUUUACAAGCUGGUUGUCAACCGCCAGAAAACGUAGAAGAAGAAGAAUGCAAGACUUGUUUUGUUUCCGGUUCUGCGGAAAACUCUGUACAUUUAAUGGAAACACACAGGAUUCGUAUUUCUUUUAAUGCGCAUUUCCCAAUGAUUCGAAUCACUUUUGGAUGGAAACAUAGCUAAUGUCUGACGUGAUGUGUUUUAUCCUGUGACUCUUUGUGUGAGUACACUUUGGUGGGAAAAACACAGGCACAUUGCAGUGAAAGAUGCAGAACAACAACCACUCCACCCAGCUUGGUCAUGGCAAGGUGCUGGAAUCAUCUCUAAGUCCAGACUAGUAAAAAAAGGUUUCCACACGCUUACAUCUAUGCAGUGUUUCACUUUACUGUUGAGCCUUCGGUCUAUUUGACCUUCAUCAGAGCAUACAUAAAGCAACAAUGGACAGGCUGGUAAAAGCAACCAAUCUCAGUCUAAUCACUGGCUGUAUGCAGCACACCUGUGUACAGCCAUGGUGGUAGAAACUCCACCUCCUGGCAAACCGUGGGGCACACAAACGCAAGCCACACUUGUCUUGUCACACAGUACCAGAAUACAAAAAAACAAAACAAAACACAACAAUUUUUUUUUUCAAUUGCUUUCAAUUCAAGCUUUUCAAUUGUUGAGCUUAUGUCUGCUCUGAUCAAGGUCUAAUAGACUGAAAGCUCAACAAUAAAGUGAAACACUGCAUAGAUGUAAGCGUGCGGAAACCUUUUCCUACCAGCUGCAGUGAAAGAGAAGGCGAUGGCAUCACGACUUGUGUCGUCUGUCUAAUUACUUUCACAGUCUUAUGCUUCCACAAUUUGGAACUUUCUUGAGCUGCAACAUUAUCUUUAAAUCGACAAAGAUAUGUGUAAAUCAUGGCACAAUUCAAGCAGGAUCAAAAAAUAAGGUCCUGGUCACAUAGUGGUCCACCAGAAUCGUAGCUCUCUAAUACUUUGAGUAACAACACUGUGGUUUGUUGAGAGACAUUGCUGUGAGUUUUAUUUUUUUUGGCAAUUUGAGCACCACAAGCCGAGUGCCAUCUAGUUUUAUCCUAUUGGAGAGAAGGCAGACAUCUCUGUGACUAAUAUCUCCAACACUCUGCAACUCACUCAAAACAAUCUAGACUGAUAAACAGCACUACAGGUGAGAGGAAAAAUAUUUUGUUUCAGGGGGGAACUGUCCCUUUAAGACCGGACAUGAAAUGAUCAGAAAACUAUUUUGAUAAUUGAUCAUAUUUCGCACUUGUUUGUGGGUUUGUUGUUUUGGAUCGCAAAAACAAACAUCAAAUGGUAAAAUGAAUGCUUUUGAUCAACUCUAUUAAAACUGAAUGAAGGCACAAAUAAUGCACACAUGGAUUUAUGUAUUCUUUAAAGUCACGUUUAAUCACUAUAAGACCGUUAACACUCACAGAAUUUCUGUCAAUCUGAAUGUGAACCUACUCAGUUACAGCGAUUCAGAAUCUAUACACUGUGUGACUGUGCAUGUGUGCAAGUGUGUGUGUGUGUGUGUGUGGAGGAAGACAAAGCAGCUGCCUUUUUUUCUCAGCAUGUUCUUUAGUUUAAUUAGUAAGUCGAUGAUCACUGCCAAUUACAUGUGGUUUAUUUAUGGAGUAGUGACGUUUUAAACUUGGCACUAUACAAAAUGCACCUUGAAGUGUGAGAGUUGAGCAAACACAUGCAAAUAGGUAAAAAAAAAAAAAGAGAGAGAUUGAAACUGUGAGUGUGUUAUGAAACAAUGAGAUGAGCUGUGGUGUUUUAUACACUUUAAUAAAUUACUGGUCAUCACACUCUCUGGCUGACUUGUUUAUUUGUAAUUACAACACAGAUAUCACGGCUCAGAGGCUCAUCGACACUCCUCUGUAGUGGAGCGGAUUACACCGAACUGUUUGGACAGAUAACUUCUA